Messenger RNA from Puntigrus tetrazona (Sumatra barb), 2502 nucleotides. It is a transcript of the gene htra4, whose product is annotated as HtrA serine peptidase 4. Gene Ontology annotation, biological process: positive regulation of apoptotic process; programmed cell death; proteolysis. Gene Ontology annotation, cellular component: extracellular region. Gene Ontology annotation, molecular function: serine-type endopeptidase activity; protein binding. Bases 808 to 1758 code for a protein of 316 amino acids. The record is from RefSeq and is a predicted model, not a curated record. The transcript has 9 exons. Lineage: Eukaryota; Metazoa; Chordata; Actinopteri; Cypriniformes; Cyprinidae.
UCAAGCUUCAUAAGGACAUGCAUGACACAUGCACUGUAUUCUAAGUUUUCAUUUUAAUUUAUUCACUGAAAAUUGUACUUUGAAACUUUAGCUCUUUUAAUUUCCGUUGUAUGCAAAAUAACAACAUUGACUUUUUAUUUUAAACAGAAAAAGUAAAAUAAUGUGAGUUUUCAAAAGGUAGUAGUACAUUGUUUAAAAGCAAAAAACAUAUGCAUUAUAUAUGUUUUUAGUUUUUUAUAUACAUAUAUAUGUGUGUGCGUAUGCUCCUGUAUGCUUUUAUACACACAAAUGUUCCCUGGCUUCUGGCCAAAAGGUUCAGAUUUAUUUUGUUUUGACAGUUUAUGCCUUGGGAUAUAUGAUCUAUCUAUAAAAACCAUGUGGCAUGUUCUGUCAGCUAUGUGUUGCCAAAUUCAGGGGUCCCGAAAGGGCUGGAAAACACAAUGUCACAAGCAAUUCAGGUCUGAAGGUAGACUCAAUAUGCAAAUAAAUAGUCAUGGGAACAAUGAUUUCGUCAACAGGUAACAUGUGGAUUGCAUAACCUUUAGCCACAUCCCGGUUUUUGCAAAAAAAAGUAAGAUAGAAUAUGACUUCUCAUUUCUCGUUAUAGAAAUAUGUUCUGUGUUUACCUGUUGUGGUUCACCCCAGUGAAACCUGUGCAUGCAAUGUCGGGACCCUGACUUUCUCUCAGAGGAGCGAGGCUGCUGUCAACUGCCACAGACUUGGAGAUAAGCAUGUAACAUCAAUUUAUGCAGAGACUGUGUGACAAGUUCUCCCCCAGUGCCUUCAGGCUCUCGAAAUCCAAGCAGCAUGCGCUACAAAUUUAACUUCAUAGCAGAUGUGGUGGAUAAGAUUGCCCCUGCAGUGGUCCAUCUAGAACUGUUUAGUAGACAACCGUUUUCCAACCAAGACAUCCCUGUUUCCAGUGGUUCAGGGUUUAUAGUGUCAGAGGACGGGUGGAUCGUCACCAACGCACAUGUACUGACCAAUAAGGAACAUAUCAAAGUGGAGCUAAAAAAUGGCUUGCUCUACGAUGCCGCAAUCAAAGAUGUGGAUCAAAAAUUAGACAUUGCUCUCAUUAAGAUCGACUCGGAGCAGACUCCCCUGCCAGUGCUUUUACUCGGUCGUUCUUCAGAACUGAGGCCAGGAGAGUUUGUAGUGGCUGUGGGAAGCCCGUUUUCUCUUCAAAACACAGUAACCACUGGUAUCAUCAGCACUACCCACCGAGGAGGUCAUGAACUUGGCCUACACAACUCUGAUAUGGAGUAUAUCCAAACAGAUGCCAUUAUAAAUUAUGGAAACUCAGGAGGACCUCUUGUAAACUUGGAUGGGGAUGUCAUCGGCAUAAACACGCUGAAGGUUACGCCAGGAAUAUCAUUUGCCAUUCCCUCGGACCGCAUACGUCAGUUCCUUGCAGACUCUUAUGACAGACAAAGAAAAGGAAGAAGACUGACUAAAAAGAGAUAUAUGGGAGUGCGAAUGCUUCAGCUUUCAGCUGCUUUGAUUAGGGAGCUCAGGGAGAAGGAGAGCAACUUUCCAGAUGUGAGCUCAGGGGUGUAUGUGUAUGAGGUUAUUCCAGGGACAGCUGCAUUCAGCGCUGGUUUGCUCAACCAGGAUGUGAUAAUCAGCAUUAACAGACAACCAGUGCAUUCUACAGAGGACGUGAGUCGGGCUGUGCAGUCAAACCAAGUUCUUUCUUUGAUGGUGCAGCGUGCUAAUGAAGAAAUCACACUGACAGUGGUUCCUGAUGAAGUGGACUGAUCUCAUACCAUCUACAUACCUCCAAAUAAUAUAUUAUCCACAAACAUGCAUUGCUUGAAAGGGGCAUUAUAUUAAUAAUACGGAGUAUCAGAAGGCGUCUAGGCCAAGUGACGCUUUUUGAUAUAAAUACACAAUUGUUAAGAUUGUAUUGUUCUUCUGUAUAUAUAUAAUUCUGGUUGAUUGUAAUAUCAAUUUUACUUAGCAGUCUUCAGUGUCACGUGAUCUUUCCGAAAUCAUCCUGAUAUGCUGAUGUGGUGCUCUGAAAGCAAGCACUGUGUUUUGUAAUCAUCACAUGGUCAACAUACACACUUGCAUGCACUUACUAACUGCUGCUUUCAAUCGUUUUUAAUUUGCGUUUUCACCAGACAAGCCUUUGUACUCUGAUUUUACCUAAGCCAAAAAUUGUGAGUAAUUGGUUAUUGAAUUAGCAAUGCACUUGGAUGUGUUGCAGCAUAUCCCCAAGUGCAUAGUGUUUUCAGCAGCCCAACAGGCAGUAAGUAAAUAAUACAUAACGUACAAGAAACACACAAUGGAACACGAAAGAGAAAAUUAAUUUAAAAAAAAAAAAAAAAAACUUUUGGUACUUUCUCACCAAAUUGCGUUUUAAUGGUGUGUAAAAAAAGCCAUGGGAAUUCUGCCAAAGGAUGCAAGCUUUUAAUAGAGACUAUUAUUGUAUGUAUUUUUAAUUGCAAGCUGUUUCAUAACAUCUGUCCCUUGACAGCUCUUUGUAGGUAUUCAGUCUAA